Molecule: messenger RNA, 1160 nt
Organism: Teleopsis dalmanni
Lineage: Eukaryota; Metazoa; Arthropoda; Insecta; Diptera; Diopsidae
Product: D-beta-hydroxybutyrate dehydrogenase, mitochondrial-like
Exons: 7
Coding region: 1-1053 (350 amino acids)
Source: RefSeq, a predicted model, not a curated record
AUGAGAAAGCCCAGUUCUUUUGGUGAUCGAAAGAUCGCUGCUGGUGAUGAGAAAAUUAUUACCUUGUUAGAUUUUAUGAGUACGCAAGUGUUGAAUUUGCAAAAUGAGUUUGCAGUUCUUGGAAGGAGGAUAGAAGUACCUUAUAUACGCUUUACUACAGUCUAUAAGGUUUCCGCUUCCGGCAAAGGUGUGCUCAUUACUGGUUGUGAAGCUCCAAUUGCUUGGUAUUUAGCAAAAAAACUUGACGACCUUGGCUUUACUGUAUACGCUGGAUUUAAUGUGCCAAUUGAGGAAUCGGAUGAAGCAAAAAUACUUAAAGAAGAGACUUCCGGUCGCAUGAAGCUUUUAUAUUUGGAUGUAACCUCGGAAAAAACUCUUUUGGAAGCUGCUUUAUUUGUAUCAGAGCACUUGCCACAUGGUGCCGAUGGUUUGUGGGCUGUAAUCCAUUGCGCACACUGGAUUGCCUUGGGUGAGCUUGAAUGGAUUCCAUUUGCUGUGCUACGUAAAUCGUUGGACUUGAAUCUAUUGGGUUCUAUGCGUUUGACUCAAAUUAUGUUGCCAUUGAUACGUCGCGCAAAUGGACGUGUAGUAUUCCUUACUUCUGGUCUCAAUAAGGUACCUUCCCCAGUGCGUGGAAUUCAAUGUGCUACCCAAGCAGCUGUUGAGAGUAUGGCUGCCUGCUUGCGCCAAGAAAUGCGUUUACGUGGUGUCGAUGUUGCGGUUGUAGCUGCCGGCGAGUUCGCUCCAGGCAACAGUUGGCUUAAUGAAACCGACCUACGUGAACAGGCUAAGGAAAUGUGGUCACAACUUACUGCCGAACAAAAGAAAACAUACGGUGAAGAUUAUUAUGAAGCUGCCAUGUCCUCUGUCGAUAAAUACUCCAAAGAAGUCGCCGAUAUACAACCCACUUUACGUGUACUCAUCGACGCUGUUACUCGCACUUUCCCCAUGGCUCGUUACACACCUGUAACCGCAUCUGACAAAAUUCAAGUCUUUAUGGCUGAACAUUUGGCACCAUCAUUCUAUGAGAUUUUAUAUGCUCCAAAGAAGUAAAGCUGGGCUUACACAAAUUACUAGCAAAACGGACAUGAAACGGUCAUAAGGAUUUCCUGGCAUAAAACGUUUGGAUUUGAUGCAGCCUCAGUAAUUUAAAAAAAAAA